Molecule: messenger RNA, 432 nt
Organism: Fusarium musae
Lineage: Eukaryota; Fungi; Ascomycota; Sordariomycetes; Hypocreales; Nectriaceae
Exons: 2
Coding region: 1-432 (143 amino acids)
Source: RefSeq, a predicted model, not a curated record
AUGCCGCAACUCCCGGCUUCGGAUAAGGACCAGCUUAUCGCCAGGAUCAACGAUGGUUCCUUUACAUUGGCUGAUCUCAGCAUCGAUCGAUGCCCCGAACUUGAGACCGGAGUGGUCUCGCAGGAAGCUCUAAAUCGAGUCUACGCGCGAAUGGUGGGCGAAGUCUUCAAAACUUUUCAUUUAGACAAGGAAGAAGCCAUGAUCUGCUUCAGAAAAUGCGUCAAGGAGCUUGCUCGCGGCGUACCUCUACAGGCAACAAGCCUGGGCGAGUACAAGAGAUGGAAGAAAGUCAAGAAACAUCUCGAUGUCGCCAUGGAGCUACAGUCCCAGACUGGGCAUCCUGCUUGUAUCCCAGCACCACAUCUCGUCUCUGUCAUUGCGCUUCUUACCAUCCGCCGCGUGCGAAUGAACACUGAGGGAUUCGCUAUAUAA